AUGGCGAGUGGCGGCGGUGGCGGCGCCGGCGGCGCGGGGAAGAUGGCGGAUAAGGAGAAGAAGAAGAAGGAGAGCAUAUUGGACCUCUCCAAGUACAUCGACAAGACCAUCCGGGUGAAGUUCCAGGGCGGGCGGGAAGCAAGUGGUGUCUUGAAAGGAUUUGACCCUCUUUUGAACCUUGUGCUGGAUGGUACCAUUGAGUAUAUGCGAGAUCCAGAUGAUCAAUUUAAAUUAACAGAAGACACACGUCAGCUGGGACUUGUGGUUUGCAGAGGGACUUCUGUGGUUCUGAUUUGUCCACAGGAUGGAAUGGAAGCCAUUCCAAACCCUUUCAUUCAGCAGCAAGAUGGCUAAUGCUUCCUUUGGAUUGUCUCUGAAAACUUCGGGAGUGCAAGUCAUUGGAGAAAACUAUCAGUGUGGGAGAAACUUCGUGUUUUGGUGGGGGGGGGUAGUUUGAAUGUCUUUUUGUUAGUGUGAAAAAAGUCACCUUUUGUUUUUGUGGCUUUCAUAGAUGAUGAGAGGAUGGGGAAUGUAAGAAGUAUGUUUUUGUUUUCCUCCCACCCCCAAAUAGUGUGUAACUAUGUUGUUUAGAGCUGACAGAAGAGAACAUAUUGUCAUGAGCUGUCUGAGACCUUCUUGAUCUUGUGAGUUUUGAAACAACCCCAUAAAAUUAGUUAAGAAUGCCCUGAAUAUUGGUUAUAUUCUUUCCAUUUUUUAAAUACAUUAAAAUGUAUUUAAUCAAAAUUAAAAGCCUAAAUACAGUACAACAUGUUUUUCUUCCUCUUAGAUAUCAGUACUCAGCUAGGGAAACAUGUUGUAGUCGUCUGCUGUUGAGUUCAGUCUCUUUUGUGCAGGAAAAUUACUUCCUUGUGUACAUUACCUUUACGAGGGAUGUAGCCAAGAAGGUCUUUUUCAGCAGUGGUUCCAGAACUGGUAGGUUGUGAUCUGUGCAUCAGCAGGCUCACACAUUUCUACAGAAUUUCUUGGAAUUUUAGGGGAAGAAUAUUUAAUACUCUUAACAUUGAUUCAGUAGUAGGUGGCGUCUGGAAGUACUGCAUAUUUUUAUAUUGUAGCUAUCCACAUGUGGUUUUGCUUGUUAUAACUUGAUUUAUAAGUAAACAUUUUUCUUUUAUACUGCAGAAAAUUCAGUAUUUGAGAAGUUUUGAGUGAAUAAAGACAAAUUAAUCUGUUUCUAA
Molecule: messenger RNA, 1196 nt
Organism: Cinclus cinclus
Lineage: Eukaryota; Metazoa; Chordata; Aves; Passeriformes; Cinclidae
Gene: LSM7
Product: LSM7 homolog, U6 small nuclear RNA and mRNA degradation associated
Exons: 4
Coding region: 1-354 (117 amino acids)
Biological process (GO): nuclear-transcribed mRNA catabolic process; mRNA splicing, via spliceosome
Cellular component (GO): Lsm1-7-Pat1 complex; U12-type spliceosomal complex; U2-type prespliceosome
Molecular function (GO): RNA binding
Source: RefSeq, a predicted model, not a curated record